This is a messenger RNA of Pseudocercospora fijiensis CIRAD86, 759 nucleotides long. RefSeq lists its product as uncharacterized. Gene Ontology annotation, molecular function: ferric iron binding; oxidoreductase activity, acting on single donors with incorporation of molecular oxygen, incorporation of two atoms of oxygen. The transcript has a single exon. NCBI's taxonomy places the organism in Eukaryota, Fungi, Ascomycota, Dothideomycetes, Mycosphaerellales, Mycosphaerellaceae. The record is from RefSeq and is a predicted model, not a curated record. The annotation marks the transcript as partial.
UCGCAUGCCUCGAAGCAAAAGGUAUCGCCUAAGACGGAUGCCCGCACACUCUUCGCUCAAUCCUCGAAUUGCGUCCUCACGCCCGAGAUCGAUGUUCUUGGACACUACAUUGCAGAUGGCCUGAUGCGAUCUGUGAUCCACGAGAACCAACCCGGCAUACCUCUACACAUGGAUGUUCAAGUCAUCAAUACCCGCACCUGCAAACCUAUGCCAGGUGUCUACCUCGAUAUCUACCAAUGCAACUCUACCGGCGUCUACUCAGGUGUGGUAGCAGAAGGCAAUGGCAACGGCCUCACAGAUCCAUUUAAUAUCCGCUCCAAUCACGGGCGAGGUGUUCAGAGAACAGAUGCCAACGGCGUAGCUCAAUUCGAGUCAAUAUUUCCAGGACACUACUACGGCGUUGCAAACCACCUCCAUGUGCUUACCUAUAAAGGUCUGCCGAAAGGCCCGGCGCCAGACGCUCAAGGAAGGCAGUUCGUGGAGGCUACGCAUAAUGGAAGAAUCUUCUUCGAUCAGUCUUUGAUCUCAAGAGUUGAAGCUUUGUCUCCGUAUAACAGGAAUCGACAACCUCUUGCUCUAAAUCAUGACGAUCAGGCUGUGACCCUGGAAGCCUCCAAGACGGAUCCUUUUGCGAGGUAUGCUAUGGUUGGAGAUAAACUGGAAGAUGGCAUUGUCGCUUGGACAAGUGUUGGUGUCGAUCCGAAUGCUCUACACCCGUUGGCAUACUUGAAUGAGGGCCAUGAUGGCAAUGGAGGAUGA